Messenger RNA from Girardinichthys multiradiatus, 5898 nucleotides. It is a transcript of the gene maoa, whose product is annotated as monoamine oxidase. The record is from RefSeq and is a predicted model, not a curated record. Gene Ontology annotation, molecular function: oxidoreductase activity. The coding region runs from base 16 to 1704 and encodes 562 amino acids. NCBI's taxonomy places the organism in Eukaryota, Metazoa, Chordata, Actinopteri, Cyprinodontiformes, Goodeidae. The transcript has 16 exons.
GGGGGCCUCUUUACUAUGGGUGGGCGGAGCCAGGUGGGAGUGGGCCUGUUUAACACAGAUGCGCUCCUCCGUGCGCCCUGCGUUCAGCGGCGAGUGGACCCGGGCACAGCACAGCAGACACACGGCACCAUGACUGCACCCAACAACACCUACGAUGUUAUAGUGAUCGGAGCGGGCAUUUCAGGUUUGAGCGCUGCGAAGCUAUUAAAAACGAGUGGGCUGAAUGCUGUGGUGCUGGAAGCCAGGGAUCGGGUUGGUGGUCGCACCUUUACUGUGAGGAACAAGGAGACAAAGUGGGUCGACCUUGGGGGGGCCUACGUUGGACCAACUCAGAACCGUAUUCUACGCUUGGCUAAAGAAUACGGCAUUAAGACCUACAAAGUCAACGAGGAGGAACACCUUGUGCAUUAUGUCAAUGAAAAGUCGUACCCGUUCAAAGGCUCCUUCCCUCCUAUGUGGAACCCCAUUGUUUAUAUGGACUUCAACAACCUCUUCAGGACAAUGGAUGAGAUGGGCAAGGAGAUUCCCAGAGAGGCGCCCUGGAGAGCUCCUCAUGCUUUAGAGUGGGACAAUAUGACCAUGCAGCAACUGUUUGAUAAAAUCUGCUGGACCAGUGCUGUUCGCCGCUUUGCCACCCUGUUUGUCAACGUGAACGUGACGUCUGAACCCCACGAGGUGUCAGCCCUGUGGUUCCUUUGGUAUGUUAAACAGUGCGGAGGGACAAUGAGGAUCUUUUCCACCACUAACGGGGGGCAGGAGAGGAAAUUUGCGGGCGGCUCGAGUCAGAUCAGUGAGUGCAUGGCCAAAGAGCUUGGUGAAAGAGUGAAGCUGCAGUCGCCGGUCCACAGGAUCGACCAGAGCGGAGACAGGGUGGUGGUAGAGACAGUGAACAAACAGACUUACACUGCCCAAUAUGUUAUUGUGGCCACUCCACCUGGUCUGAUCCUGAAGAUGCACUUUAACCCCGAGUUGCCCCCACUCAGGAACCAGCUGAUCUACCGUGUCCCCAUGGGCAGCGUCAUCAAAUGCAUGGUCUACUACAAGGAGAACUUCUGGAGGAAAAAGGGUUACUGCGGCACCAUGGUGAUUGAGGAGGAGGGGGCUCCUAUAGGCUUGACUCUGGAUGACACAAAGCCUGAUGGGACUGUGCCUGCUAUUAUGGGAUUCAUCCUGGCUCGCAAGUGCAGAAAGCUGGCAGAUCUGACCAAAGAGGAGAGGUUGAGGAGGAUCUGUGAGAUUUACUCCAGAGGGUUGGGCUCAGAGGAGGCUCUCCAUCCGGUGCACUAUGAGGAAAAGAACUGGUGUGAGGAGGAGUACUCUGGGGGCUGCUACACAGCUUAUUUUCCUCCUGGAACUCUGACCCAGUUUGGCAGGGUUCUGAGGGAGCCUGUUGGCAGGUUGUACUUUGCAGGAACAGAGACAGCGUCAGAGUGGAGUGGCUACAUGGAGGGGGCUGUGCAGGCUGGGGAGAGGGCAGCCAGAGAGGUCUUGUGUUCAAUGGGUAAAAUCCACCAGAGUCAGAUUAACCAACCAGAGCCCGAGAGUCAGGAAGUUCCUGCACUCCCAUUUGUCACCAGCUUCUGGGAGAGGAAUUUGCCCUCUGUCGGUGGUUUCCUCAAGUUCAUGGGAGUCUCCACCGUCCUGUCUGCUGCUGCUGCAGCAGGCCUUGUGGCCUACAAAAAGGGCCUCUUCCCCAGGAGUUAAACUGCAUACACCAAUCUCACUCUUCUGCAACCUAAGAGGACACAACUCAAUAGAAACUGUAUUCAUGCACUUCUGUUUUUUGAAUUCUUUAUUGGAGGUGAUGGUUAGGAACACUGGGCUAUGGAAGACUGUUUAAACCAUGCAAAAACAGUGAUACACUUUGAGUUUCAGUGCCGAGUGCAAAGAGUGACAGGAUAAUUAGCAGUUAUGCCAUAUAGUCUUACAAGAUCUAGCUGUUUAAUUAGCACUUAUUCUGUAAAUCAGAUUACUAAACCAAUGAAGGAAAAACAAUCAGAAAUCUCAAGACUAAAAAUAUUGUCAAUUAUAUUUUACAUAUUCAUCAUUCUUUUACGCAGUGGUGGGCACAGUCCCGCUAAUCCUCUAAUAGCGGAACUAAUCUUUCUCUUUGCGUUUAUGCCAACUUUGGAAACUGUUGGCGCGGCGCUGAUGGUGUAGGGGUUAAGCGCGCGACCAUAUGCGGAGGCUACUGUCCUCGAACCGGCCGUCCUGGGUUCGAGUCCAAGACCCAGCGACAUUUGCUGAAUUUCUCCCCCUCUCUCUACCCCUCUUUGCUGUCUGCCUACUGUCAAAAAGUUUAAAUAAAAAGGCCACUAGUGCUGAAAAAAUAUCCAAAAAAAAAACUUCAGAAACUAUUAGCUGACCACUUAGCUUCCAUGAAAUAAGAUUUUGCUAGCUUUAAGGCCACCAACAAAAUUCACAAGUUUGUUCCUUCUGUUGUGGACAUGUCUCGAAGAGUCUAUUAAGCAUGCUAUUAGUCUAUGUUACAUGCCUGCCACUCCCUCGGCUCCUUUUUUUCUGACUGGACAAGGGAGUAGGGCAGUAACAAGUGAGUGUGCUUGCUGACGGAGCACACUGUAAGGCGGGGAGCUACCUUCAGUGUCAGUUCACUGUUUCAAAUCCAUUAGGUAAUGGUUAUCCGACUAGAACAGCCAGCCUGCGUAGUCAGUCGCCUGUCAGAUGCUCAGUUCAAUAGAGUUUUUAUUUUAUUAAUUAUUUUUUAAGAUUUUUUAAGAUUUUUUAUUUUUUUUUUACAAAACAAAAAGCAAACUGCAGCCUGGCAAAAACACAACUGUUUUACUUUUCAACAAAAUACUAAUCUGUAACUGCUGCAGCAACUCCACACACACGGUGCAUCUCUCUUCACACCCACGCAGGUUCUCUUCUUCUUAGGUUUAGUGGCGGUUGGCAAGCGGCCUUUGGUGUGCAUUACCACCACCCUCUAAAUUUAAGUAAAAGUCACAUGGAUGUGUCACCAGCCUAAUUUAAAAGUCUUAGCGGCUAGCUGUUAGCUUUAGCUCCCACUAUUUUUUUUGCGUUGCGAAGCUAAUAUUUUAGUUAGUAGAAUAUGGGUUAAUGAGCUAACUUUUUGGUUAGUUGUACCCACCACAGCUUGUGCGUAUGAGCUCUGUCUGUUUGCAUGCGCACAUGAUAUGGUGAUCAUGCCUUUGUGAUUGUGUGUUUGUUAAAGUGUGUGUAUGUAUUUCUCUGUGUGUGUUUCCAUUGUCCCUAAUUACCUCUGCCGAUUUUAGGUGCUGGUUUAUUCUGACCUUGCUUGUUUAAUGAGAUUCAGUAAAAUUCAAAGUGUAGAGCUGUGCCAUCAUCAUUAUAAAAUCAUUGAGGACAAUCAAGAAUAAGGCUGUUUUUGUCAUUAUGUGACCUAAAUGUCCCAAUAAAAUAUGAAAAAGAGAAGAAUAAAACAGCCGCUCUGUGAUGUAGUGUGUCUCUUUGAGCCAUUCUUAUUUUUAGUUACUACCUUGUUGUUAUUGUACAUGUUGCCUUGUGUUUUAAAUCUGGUUUUAUCAUUUACCAAUUCUUGAUAAUAUUAGCUAAACGGAAUGUCGUUCCCAGGUGUUGAGUAAUAACUCUUGUUCAGAGCCACCAUCCACACUACAGAGAUAGCUAACAAAAAAAUUGGGGCUAAUUUUGGCUGAUUAGCUGUAGCUGCCUGUAGCUAGCAAUGUCUUAUAAACUGCACCUAUCAAGUGGAGAUUAACUGUAGCUAACUGUUGCUUAUUAAAUGUAGCUAUCUGUGGACAAUAAAUUCUAAAGUUAGCUGUGGCUAAUAAUUUGUAAAGCUGGCCAUUGUAUUUAGCCUGUAUAACUAAAGAAAAUUCACUGUAGCAACCAGUGGCCAACAAAAGUAAAGCUAGUUGUGUUUUAGUUAGCUGUAGCCAUCAGUGGCUAAUAAAUUGUAAAAACUGAUUUUUUUUUUUUUCUCGAGGUGCCAAGAACAAGAAAGAAGUUUGUUCUGGCCUUGACAUUUUAUAGUUCAUGAGAAACUGGACAGAAAAGCAUUACCACUUUUUCACAUUAACCAUGUUGUUGUCAGACAGCACACAAGAAAGUUCUUCCCCCAAGAAUAUGUCAAAUCAUGAGAAGUCCCAAACAGGUGCUGGAGAGAGAGAACAAAUAUCUUGGUACUUGCAGGCUACGUACAGGCUUUAACUCUGAUUCACAAACUGUAGACCUAGCUGUGGCUAAUCAGCUGCAGAUAAUUGUGGCUAAUAAUUCAAUUUACUAGACUAUAUUGAUAACUGUGUAUUUAGACAGCUGUUUGAACAUAUUGAAACAGCUUUCACUAUUCCUUUACCCUAUAAUUACAUUCAAUUAAUUAUUAUUUAGAAAAUGUCUUUAACUUAUGUAGAUGCCAUAAGUAAAAUUUAGAAUAAACCAAAAAUACUUAAAAGGAGUUUAUUUAAAAUUGUAAUUCAAGUCCGUAAGUGCACCUGUUUUGAAACACAUUAGUUCUUAGUUUUAAGGGGGAAAAACAUUCUUAUUUUAAUAAUAGGGGUAACCAUAUAAGUAUAAAGAGAUAUGUUUUUUUCUGAUCAGACUAUAUUUGUUGUUAAAUUAACAGUUAUGGUUACAAUUUUUGUCACAAAGAACGCAACAAGAUUUAUUAAAGCUGUAGGAAAUCAAAACCCAAAAACUAAUGUUACUUAUAUUUAUAUUCUUUUUGGUCAAUUUUAAUGUGUCCUUUUUAAUGUGAUUUAACCAGAUUAGGUAGGUAUUUCUGCUCCACCUAUCAAAUUUUUUGCCUGUAGAGAAAUUUAAAAAUCUUACAGAAAAUAGUGCAAAUCUUCUGCACAAAGUUUCAAAUUUGCUUAUGAAGGUAAAAACUGCAUUAAGAGUUUUUUUUUUUAAAAUCUAAAAUAUUUGAACCUACAAAUAUUCAUUGUAUUAAGACUGAAUUGAAAUCCCUGCUGAAACGUACAGUAAUUUUCUAGAAAAACUCGGGUUGAGCUGUAUGUGGAUUUACCUUUAGUUGUUGCGGCAGAAAUAAUGUUUUUUUUCUAAGAAAGUCAGAUUAUAUUAAACCAGGCUAUUGAAGAGAAGCUGUGUUUAUGUUAGGAGAACUGUACAUGUGUAUGGCUAUUGUAAGGAUUGUGCUCUUGUCUCAAAGACUGGUGUUUGUGAGUGUAGUUGUAUAUGUUGUCCCUUAAUGGAAGUCUUCGUGUUUUGUCAUUUUUCUCAAGUGCCUGUGUUACUGACUGUUUCUGUCCUUCCUCCUGCUCCUCCCCCCACUGGUACAGCUCAGACACACCAGGUCAAGACAUCCUCAGUGACACUCAACUGCAUACCUCAAAGGGUUUAACCAAACAUUUGAUUAUAAAAUGUCCCCUGUAUUACCUGAGCUACAUCCUCAUGUUAAACUUGACUCAGGUAAAGCCAAAUGUGUAAAAUAGCGCUCUGACUGUUGGGGUGAUCUAACAUAUCUCCAGUGGUAACAAGUCGGUGUUUGCUUUGUAUUGUAACUGCAGUGCUUCAUGAUGUCUCUCCCCAUGUUGUAGAGUCCCUGUCAUUGUGAUUGCCUAAUUUCAUCCCUUCUCAGAACCAACCCCUCUUACAAUUCACCAUCGGUAGAGGUUUUCUGUAAGUGACAUCACUCACAUUUGAACUCAUCUUGUUUGGGUUGGCUGAUGUCAGUGAACAAACAAAAAGCCAGCAUGCUCUGUUGGUCUAUCAUUUGGGAGCUAAAGUACUGCUACCAAACCAUCAGCAAAAACAACCUUCACUGUUGAGUCCUUGUUGAUUUUUCUACUGAUUGUUUUUCUUCACUCCCUGUGCACACAAACCUCCCAAACUAGUCCUGUGACCUGUUCUUUGAUGUCUUUGAUUCCUCAAAUCAAGCUGAAGAUAUUAAAAUGUGAAAUAAAUCCUUCAUUCGUCUGA